GGAUGAGGGUGUGUUCAGUAUUAUAAAGAAUGAAGCUGCUUGUUCGGAACAGAGGAAAGCAAGACUAGGAUUCUAAUACCAGUAGUGGAAUUUCCCAUCACAACAAAUGGAGAUGGAAAGUUGGUCAGUUGAUCAAGUCUGCAACUGGUUGCUACUGAAAAACUUAGGAGACCUGGUUCCUAAAUUUCGUGAGGAAGAAGUGGGUGGCGCUGCUCUGUUGGCUCUUAACGACAGGAUGGUCCAGCAGCUGGUCAAGAAAAUUGGGCACCAGGCAGUGUUAAUGGAUCUGAUUAAAAAAUGCAAGCAGCAGACAGAAGGACCAGUUUUUACCUGCAAAGAGCCCUUCUCUGAGUCACCAGGAGAAUUCAGUGGAACCCAUGGCAUUCAGCUAACUGUUGGACAGGCGAAUUGUUUCUCUCCUAAUGAAAGCCGUGAUGAUGGAUCCAUUGAUCAAAGAGUUCUCAAACAAAAGAAAAACAUGAGGCAUGUUUUAGCAAGAUGCAAAGCAUUGCAAUGGACAAAUUCAUAUAUUCUGCCUGAGUUCCCUUAUGAUGUCAAAUGCAUAUUAGCAGAAAGAAAAUGCCCUGAUCACAGUGUGAGAAUAAGGAUAAUUGAAUUCUUGCAAGCUGACAUGACAAAGUAUCUUGAAGGAUCACUAUAUCCAACCACUCAGCAAUAUAAUGAUGUUGUCAAUGAAUUGCUCCAGGCAUACCCUUUUCUUGAUGAGGAUGGGAAUGGCUUUUUUCUAUGGAAACGAGCCCUUAAAGACCGUUUCAAGUAUGUGCGGAGACCGAUAGAUGAUGAUGAACAGGUAGUGAGAAAUAAAUGCAAGUUUGGACACAGGCGAGGGCAGACCAGAAAAUCUUCUCAAACCAGGUGCGAGAAGGUCCAAGGAGUGCAAACAAAAGUUAAAAACAUUUACAACGAAGACCUUGAUGUCGAGAUAAAUGAACAUAUCAGCUGGUUUAAGGAAGAAUAUAUGAAAACUGAGAGAAAUUGGGUAGAAGUGGGCAACAGGAUGACCAAGACUUUAGAAAUAAGAAGGAAGAUGAUCAAUAAAGAGAGGAAGCCUUUCAAAGAAAUUCUCAUGCUAUUCCCCUUUUUGAAGUGUCCUUCUCAGCUUUUUAAAGAAUAUCAUCUUUUAACACACAAAGACAUUUACAAGAAAACAGCUGAGAUUUUGGAAGCGUAUUCAGAGGACAUACUGACGUCGAAUGUGGUGAAGAAUAGCCCAGUUAUUGUUGCUCUGCAGAAGAAUCUAAAGCAGUACAUGGAAGAUGACAUUCGGACAUAUAUGAAGAUUACUGCCACAUGUUUACUUUUGCCAGAUGUUUUUGGAGAGGAUUCCUCUUUGCUUGCUGCUGUGAAUGAGGAGGUGAAAGUGUCAACACCAGUACUAGAAGUAAAAUACCCAUUUGAUGGAAACGUGUGUGAGUGUUCCCUGUACGUGGAGAAGGAGAAAUUGGCCCAGCUGGAUGAUUGUACAAUGGCCCUCGCUGCUCUGCUGGCUUCCUACCAUGUCUUUGGCAUUCCAUACCCCAAAAGACUGUACAAUACACUUCACUUUUUGGAGUCCCUCAUCUUUGAAGUCAAGUGUCCGCAGUUCCUUUCAGCAAAAAUCAAGUAAACUGGGAAAAAUGUGAAUAUACCAAUACUGAAUAUACCAAUACUGCCUGGCGUGCUCUGGUCCAUGGGGUCACGAAGAGUCGGACACGACUAAACGACUACAACCAAUACUGAAUAUUACUUAAUGUGGCUUUGGGGCAGAAUCCACUUGCAAGUAAUUCCUGGUUUUAUCAUUUGCCAUUUUGAUUGAUUUAAGUGCACUUUUUAGUAUAAUCUUGCUCCUUCAAAAAAGAAAAAGAAAAAAAGUUACCGUAGAUGUUUUAUGAACAUUUGCUUUUAUAGCAACUACCUUCUGCCAAAUACUCAUAUUCUUAACACCCAACUCGAAUGGGAUGUGGGUUGUUUUUAAUGUUUCCAUGAAUAUCCUGUCCCUCUAGUUUCAUAACUUUGUUAUUUCCUAACAGUGUUCAUAAAAAUGUAAUGCAACUUGAUUUUAAAUAACUACCUAUGGUCCUGUGACAAAUGUAUUUUAAUUUUAAACGUGUUGACUCUGUAUCUAAUGCAUCCAUGCUAGAUUGUGCAGUUCUACCUUGACUUAAAAGAAACAUUCCUCAAGAGAGCCAUUAAAAAUAAUCAUAAUGCGGCAAGAAUGGGAGGUUCAUGUUGCCCCAAGCCAGUGGAACCACUUUUAUUUCUAGAAGUAUAGAAGUAUAGUAUAGAAGUAAGGGAAGUAUAAAAGUAAGAGAACGAUAGCGCAUGUACAACGUGAGAUGAUCCCUUGCCUAUCUAGCUAACAUGAAAAUAUAUACCAUGUGUGAAAAAUGACAUACUUACUUCCCACACUAAUUUAGCCAGCCAUGUGGCAAUGUAAGUAACCCCAUCAUCUAGUUGUUUACAGAUGUUACCAGAGGACUGAACCAUAGCAAAGCUUCUCUUUCCACUCUCUUAGCUUGUGAGAAUACCACACACUGCUCACGUGUUGAAGUGUGGAGGUUAGAAUACUCUCUCUCUAUUAACACUCUGUUAACAGAUAUUAACGGGCUCCAGUACCAAAUUCUACACUUCUAAAGCACACUCAGUAGUCUCAUUUGCACAUCAGAGUAAACUAUUACUCUGGUUUAUCACGAAGGGGCCUUUCUAGUCUGUAUCUAGUCUGUGUGCUAGCACACAAAAGAAGAGAGCCAUGACCCCUGACUUAGCAUUACAUCCAAUGGUUUCUUAUGCUCCAAUAAAUCAGUCAGUAAGCCAACAACAAACCUUGAGUACGUAUUGUGGCUUGUUGGAACAAUGCAAUCUAAUUCAUAACACCCCUGCUUCAUGUUUCUUUUCUCUUGUGCCGCAAGCGCAAGUCACAAGACAACUGGACUUUUACAAGUGAAAAAUUCCUUUUAGCUGUAACAUAAAUUUUACUUGACUGUCUGCUUGGGCUUUUCCCUAUCUCUUGUCCUAUCUUUAAAUUACUGAGGGUAAUGCAUUAUUCCUGCUCAAAUAGAUUUUUAAAUUCCCCAAGGAAUUGGAGAUUUUAGUUGUAGAAUUUAAUUUCUAUCUUUCGUCUUAGAUUUGUGGACUAAAUAU
This is a messenger RNA of Podarcis muralis (Common wall lizard), 3141 nucleotides long. It is a transcript of the gene SAMD3, whose product is annotated as sterile alpha motif domain containing 3. The record is from RefSeq and is a predicted model, not a curated record. Lineage: Eukaryota; Metazoa; Chordata; Lepidosauria; Squamata; Lacertidae. Gene Ontology annotation, molecular function: protein binding.